AUGCGUCCUACUGAUGAGUCUUCAAAACUCGCAUCUCUUUCUCGGUACUCUAUCUCGCGCUCCUACAUCCAUUCCAGUUGCCUAACCACGCACCAAUUCAUCUCUAUGGCUCAGUACAGCGGAAAGAUCCUGGCUACGCCGAUGCGUCUUGCUCUCGAUGCAGCCACGGGCACAUCCCGAUCUUCUCAGAGGACCCUGCUCGGGAAACGUUCGCGAUCUCGCUCGGAUGCAGCCAUCUUACUGAACAGCCAGAACCUUCACCAAUCGUCCCUUCAAUAUGCUGUACCUAUAACACCUGCUCCCGCCACCCGUUCACGCCGCUCCUGGGCUCUUGCUGUGUCUGGAGUUUCUUCCCAACUUGACGUUCCCACCGGUGGUGACGACCCGGACGAAGAAGAGAAUGUACCUCAAGCUGAGAAGGAACGCGAGAAUUUCGGCGUCUGGCUCGAUGACAACAGCACAGCGUCCGUCCCACCUGCUCCGCGACCUGUGCGGAUUCGCAAAGUCCUCGCCGACUUGGACCUUAACGUUGCCCGCGGUGACCCCUUCGUUGGCUCCCAUCAACCACGUGCGACACACGGCGACCUCUCUUCUCUGCUCAUGCCUAGUAGUCCUAUGUCUAGCCCGUCGACCCGCGCCCGUGCAAGACCAUCCAAUACCCGUUCUGAACAAGCUCGCGCUACUCUUGAUGCGCUUCGGGAAGAGGAUGCUGUUCCUAAGGAUGUCAAUCCCAACCGAGUACCGACGACUUCUCAGGAUACAAAGAGACGCCGCGUUACUCAGCCUAAUUCGCAGUUGGUUUCCGGACCGCAGUGUUCAGCUAGACGCACUUCUCGAUCCACAUGCCCGACAUCUUCAGCUUCGGUUCCCCCGCCGCGGUCGACCCCUGAGGAGCCCCUCACGGCGACACCGUCCUCUGCUACCCCAUUUGCUGCAAAGUUGCCUUCCAGCUCUGUCUCGGACCGCCUCCUCCGCUCCCACACAAAGCUCCAACGCGCGCAUAGCGAUAAUCUUGGCGCCAGACACUUCAACGUCGACACCGCCUUCAUCACGCUCACGCGACCCCGGUACAAGUUCCGGCGCACCCGGAGCGCGCCCACCGAAUCCAACGUGGCCGGCGCUCGCCAGCGACACCGUCGUCGUGAUCAAGAGCAUGAUGCGAGCGGGAGUGGGCCUCCAUCUCAGCCUGUAUCUCAUCGCGUCCCUAACUCUGUUUCCCGUUCUCUUGUCAACUCUGGUGACAGUCUUCAGGUCUUUGGUCACAAACAGCUGUGCGAGGACGUGGCCCGUGGCGACGCGGACGUGUCGGUCUCGCGAUGA
Messenger RNA from Coniophora puteana RWD-64-598 SS2, 1320 nucleotides. RefSeq lists its product as uncharacterized. Lineage: Eukaryota; Fungi; Basidiomycota; Agaricomycetes; Boletales; Coniophoraceae. The record is from RefSeq and is a predicted model, not a curated record. Bases 1 to 1320 code for a protein of 439 amino acids. The transcript has a single exon.